AUGAAGUUAACCGGCAAAGAGAUCAGAAUAUGCUCUCUCCUGCUCCUAGAUACGGUUUUUUUCGUUUUGGAGAUUACCAUCGGGUACAUGUCUCACUCGUUGGCGUUGAUUGCAGACUCGUUCCACAUGCUGAAUGAUAUCAUCUCUCUGUUGGUUGCGCUGUGGGCUGUCAACGUAGCCAAGAUCCGCAGUCCUGACGCUACGUACACGUACGGCUGGAAAAGAGCGGAAAUUCUCGGUGCUUUGAUUAACGCAGUCUUUUUGAUCGCUCUAUGUUUCACAAUUUUGAUCGAGGCCAUCCAGAGAUUAAUUAGCCCACCUGUUAUCGAGAAUCCCAAGCUGGUUCUUAUCGUUGGGUUCGCAGGUCUAGUCUCGAAUUUUGUCGGCCUAUUUUUGUUCCACGACCACGGCAGUUCCCAUGGCCAUGGCCAUGGUCACAGUCACGGUGGUGGGAGCACUGCACACGCUGACGAAGAGGCCGCUGAACACCAUUCCCACACUCACAACGUCUACACCUCCUCCGAACUGGAACAAAAUGAAAGCGAUAUCUCCAUCGACCAUUCUAAUGAUAAUAUCAGAGAUGUGUGGCCACAAAGUGUUGUUGAAAGAAUGUCUAAUGAACAUACCGGUCUAUUGAAGAAGAAUGAUCACACCCAUGCGACGGAAGAAACAUCUACGGACGAUAAAAAGGCCAAGAAAGGGCCAAAAUCACUCAAUAUGCAUGGUGUCUUUUUACAUGUGCUAGGUGAUGCCUUGGGUAAUGUUGGUGUUAUCAUUGCUGCUCUCUUCAUAUGGAAAACGAAUUACUCGUGGAGAUUUUACUCUGAUCCUUUAGUAUCCUUGAUUAUUACUGUCAUUAUCUUCUCGUCGGCAUUACCUCUAUCCCGUCAAUGUUCAAGAAUAUUAUUACAGGCUACGCCAUCAACGAUAUCAGCGGAAAAGGUUCAAAAAGAAAUCUUGGCAGUUUCUGGUGUUAAAUCCGUUCACGAUUUCCAUAUCUGGAACUUGACUGAAUCUUUUUACAUUGCAUCGCUUCAUGUGAAAAUCGAUUGUUUGCCAAGUCAAUUCACAACUGUUGCCAAGGGAAUUAGAAAUAUCUUACACAAUCAUGGUAUUCAUUCUGCAACUGUUCAACCAGAGUUUGCAUCAAAGGAUGUCAGUUUAGAUACUUCUAAGAGAUUUUCUUUGCUAGCUGGUUCGGGGCCAAUACACAAUGAAUCCCCAGAUGAUUUGACUGAGCAAGAAGGAUCGACACCAACACCUGGUUACGGUUCAACCAUAUCUGAUGGCAAUUGUUUAGUUGAUCAAGCAGCAAACUGUAAUGCCGAUGAUUGCUUGCCAAAAUAG
This is a messenger RNA of Zygotorulaspora mrakii, 1347 nucleotides long. RefSeq names its product cation diffusion facilitator family transporter. Gene Ontology annotation, biological process: intracellular zinc ion homeostasis; zinc ion transmembrane transport. NCBI's taxonomy places the organism in Eukaryota, Fungi, Ascomycota, Saccharomycetes, Saccharomycetales, Saccharomycetaceae. Gene Ontology annotation, cellular component: fungal-type vacuole membrane. Bases 1 to 1347 code for a protein of 448 amino acids. Gene Ontology annotation, molecular function: zinc ion transmembrane transporter activity. The transcript has a single exon. The record is from RefSeq and is a predicted model, not a curated record.